CCGGUCCUGCUCCUGAGUCCUCUGGAUGGAGCCGGCUCCUUGAGGAAGGGCGGGAGGAGGGAGAAGACGAGAAGGGAGGCCUGGGAUCGCCGCCUUUGGAGAGACCCCCGCGCCCCCUUCCUCCCUCCCUCGCCGGCCCCUUGUGGCCGCAGCAUGCGGAGGCGCCCCGGGUCCUGCUCCCGCCGCCGGGCCCUGUCCCUCCCGCCAUGUACGUGAGCUACCUCCUGGACAAAGAGGGGGCCCCCAUGUACCCGCCGGGCUCCUCGGUGCGCCACGCGGCGGGGCUCAACUUGGCCGCGCAGAACUUCGUCCCGGGACCCCCCUACGCGGACUACGGCGCCUACCAUGUGGGGCCCUCCAUGGGGGGGCUGGACAACUCGGGGCAGGCCUCCUCCUCGCCCGGCUCGCCCUGGCCCUCCCCGCCCCCGGGCGCCUACGACUGGAACGGCUACGGGCACGGGCAGGCGGCGGGCUUGGCUUACAACCCGGUCACCGGGGACUACCACCCGCACCCACCGCACCCGGGGCCCUCUUGCGGGGGUCUGGCCCCGUCGCCCGCCGGGCUGCUCCACUCGCUCAACGCGGCGCCCCUCCAGCAGACGCCCGAGCAGCUCUCCCCCGGAGCAGGAGGAGGAGGGCAGCGGAGGAGCCACUGCGACUGGAUGAGGAAGCCCACGGCGGGGGGAGCCGUGAAAACCAGGACGAAAGACAAGUACCGUGUGGUCUACACAGAUCACCAGAGGCUGGAACUGGAGAAGGAGUUUCACUACAGCCGUUACAUCACCAUCCGGAGGAAAGCUGAGCUGGCAGCCACUCUGGGAUUGUCAGAAAGACAGGUAAAAAUCUGGUUUCAGAACAGGCGGGCCAAGGAAAGGAAGAUCAAUAAGAAGAAGAUGCAGCAAUCCCAGGCAGCCGGCGUGCACAGUGGUUCAGAGCCCAUGAGCCCUGUCUCCUCCCUGCAGACGGGGACCAACGGCUCUGUUGUACCCAAUGGAGGAGUGUUGGGCACAACAGGCUUAGUAUCGCCUCCCACUGCACAGUGACAGCAGCUGGAAGGAAAAAACUUGGAAGUCCCACACUCUUUAUUACAGAGGAGUUAAACAUAUGUACAUGUGUGCACACUUGUGCAUAUACCAGCCCUCCAUGGGAAAGACCAAUGGCUCAUUGACAGUUGACGUGGAUAAGCGUAGGCUCUCCUUCCCCAUCUGUGCACUACAAUGGACUUUGCUAAGCAGCACCACACUCCAGUUUGUGUGUGUGCAUGAAUGAAUGUGUGUGUUUUAUUUUUUUGCUGCACAAUUUGUACAAAAUAUACUGUGAAUUACCUGAAUUCUAUUGGGGGAGAAGGAAGGGAGAUGUUGAUUUUCCUUAAUUUGCUUCGUGUAAUAUUAUUAUUAAUAUUUCUAUUUUUCUCCAUGACACAAUAGAGAAUAGCUUCUAACUGACACUUCUCUUUGCAAUGGAAAUGUCACAUCUCAGGGAAUUUGGGCCUGGAUUUCCUUUUGUUGUUUGUUUGUUUUUCCUUGGUUUGUGUGUUUUUUUUUAUUACAACUGUUGUUGGGGUAAUAAUAAAUGUCUGAGUGAGAAAAGAGGAGAAACCCAAAGAAAGAAAAAUUAAAAAAAAAACUUUGUUUUCCUGGUGCCUUCAAUAGACUCCAAAAAGCAUCACGUUUCUUUACAGAUCACAAAUAGUCUGAGCAAGAAACUGCUGAAAUGUUCCAAAGCAAGUAGUUUGUUUCAAAAUUGUCAUAAAAGAGCACACAAUCUGAUAUGGAUGAUCAGCCACCUGUCUUUAUGCAUGUACAUGUCAUAGCUUGGAAAAGACACUGUUUUGGACCAACCCCCAGCAGCCAUGUUGGCUUGGAUAUUCUAGGAAUAGUAGCCCUAACUUUUCCAAGUUCUGAGGAUAUAUAAAUCAGUACAUUUGAAAUUUGAAAUUCAGGCCAUGCCAAGUUGAA
This is a messenger RNA of Anolis carolinensis (green anole), 1958 nucleotides long. RefSeq names its product caudal type homeobox 2 (gene cdx2). Gene Ontology annotation, molecular function: DNA-binding transcription factor activity, RNA polymerase II-specific; RNA polymerase II transcription regulatory region sequence-specific DNA binding. Gene Ontology annotation, biological process: embryo development; anterior/posterior axis specification; animal organ morphogenesis. Gene Ontology annotation, cellular component: nucleus. Lineage: Eukaryota; Metazoa; Chordata; Lepidosauria; Squamata; Anolidae. The coding region runs from base 207 to 1043 and encodes 278 amino acids. The transcript is spliced from 3 exons. The record is from RefSeq and is a predicted model, not a curated record.